This is a messenger RNA of Drosophila virilis, 1100 nucleotides long. RefSeq names its product Cytosolic thiouridylase subunit 1 (gene Ctu1). The record is from RefSeq and is a predicted model, not a curated record. NCBI's taxonomy places the organism in Eukaryota, Metazoa, Arthropoda, Insecta, Diptera, Drosophilidae. Gene Ontology annotation, molecular function: tRNA binding. Gene Ontology annotation, cellular component: cytosolic tRNA wobble base thiouridylase complex; mitochondrion. Gene Ontology annotation, biological process: tRNA wobble position uridine thiolation.
CGAUAACACCAAUUCGAUUAACGCAGCACGUUGUUUAUUUGUAAACAAUAUAUAUUAGAAAUGCCUAUAGAUUGUAAAGCUAAAUGCGGCAACAGGGCCACAUUAAAGCGUCCCAAAACAGGUGACGCUCUGUGCAAGGCUUGCUUUUUCGCUGCCUUCGAAGCUGAAAUCCAUCACACAAUCAUCUCGAGCAAGCUCUUCCGACGAGGUGAAAAGGUUGCCGUCGCCGCCAGCGGCGGAAAGGACUCUACCGUACUGGCGCAUGUCUUGAAGCUUCUUAAUGAACGCCACGAUUAUGGUCUGGACCUGGUGCUGCUCUCCAUUGACGAAGGCAUCACGGGCUAUCGGGACGACAGUCUAGAGACGGUCAAACAAAAUCGCGAUGACUAUCAAAUGCCAUUGAAAAUCCUAUCCUAUGAGGAACUGUACGGCUGGACUAUGGAUCGCAUUGUGGCUCAAAUAGGUCGCUCCAAUAAUUGUACAUUUUGUGGCGUUUUUCGCCGCCAGGCAUUGGAUCGAGGUGCAAAGCUCUUGGGCGUGGACAGCAUUGCCACUGGCCACAAUGCGGACGACAUUGCGGAAACGGUGCUGAUGAAUAUACUACGAGGGGACACGGCGCGCCUACGUCGCUGCACAGACAUCCGCACUGGCGGCAGCGAGGACUCCAUACCUCGCGUCAAGCCGCUCAAAUACAGCUACGAGAAAGAAAUUGUCAUGUAUGCGCACUACAAGAAGUUGGUCUACUUUUCCACCGAAUGCGUGUUUGCGCCGAACGCCUACCGGGGUCACGCGCGCGCAUUUCUCAAGGAUCUGGAAAAAGUGCGACCAUCGGUCAUAAUGGACAUCAUCUAUUCGGGCGAGCAGCUGCGCUUUAAGGAUACUGUUAAGAAACCCGUGCGCGGCAUUUGCGAACGCUGCAGCUUCGUUUCCUCACAGCAGCCGUGCAAGGCGUGCGUGCUGCUGGAGGGACUCAAUCGCGGCCUGCCCAAACUGGGCAUUGGCAAGAAAUCAAAGGGUGAUCGCAUGAUUGCCAAACAGAACCAGGAACUGGCUUUGAGGGAACGUGCCAAUAUAGUAAAAAACGAUUUUUAAAUUCAAAA